Lachancea mirantina is the source of this 837-nucleotide messenger RNA. Lineage: Eukaryota; Fungi; Ascomycota; Saccharomycetes; Saccharomycetales; Saccharomycetaceae. The record is from the annotation of a GenBank genome assembly.
AUGUCUGCCAUUUGUCAGAGUAACCCGCUGAAACAGCUUGUGGGGAAAACAGAUCAGUUUCGGGCCACCGGCUUUCGCCACCAUAGGCCAGCAACAACUGUUGCUGGUCCUUCGUCUGGACAGCUAGCAUCCACAGUCCAGCACCAGUUUGCUCAACGCGAAACGAACUCGAAUCCAUUCAUGGCUGGAGUCACACCUCAACAUCUCUCCAAUAAUAUGUCAUCAUCUACGACAGCAUCUUCAGGUCCCGUUUCUGGUGGUCCAGCGGCCGCUACAGCUGGUGACUCCUGGACCCGUCAGUUUGCUGCGAUGCAGAUCGAAGAUAGGCUGGGUUUCAGCAGCGAGUACAUGCGUUUGUACGAGGAUUAUGAAAAACCGCAACGUAACAUGAGAGCCUCAUUUGGCUCUACAAUCGGCGCCCAGCGGCCCAUGGCAGCCCUGGGCAACCUGCAUCAGCAAACUGUCAACUACGCCGAAAUCGACGCUGAAAUGGAAUUGCUUGAACGUGAGUUUUUGGAAACGGACUUAAGCACAGUUGAUGUCGUACAGAACGAAGAUCACACAAGCUUCGACGCUGGAGCACCAGACGAAGAACAGACCCGAUUCCAAAUGGCUGCUGCCGAGGUUCGUGGCUGUCUGGAAUCCCAUCAGGAAAACCCUAAAUUCCAGCAGUCACAGUUCUUGGGCUUGAUGCGCAAGAUCAGUGACGGCGUUGUCACGCUCCAAAAAACCGACCAAUCGCAUGAAAAUUACACCACACUUUACUCUCCUACUACUGGUGAAACCAUUGGCUCCGAAUAUUUCCCCGUGCAAGAUGCUGUCCAGCCUCGGCGUUGA